Messenger RNA from Drosophila kikkawai, 587 nucleotides. The record is from RefSeq and is a predicted model, not a curated record. NCBI's taxonomy places the organism in Eukaryota, Metazoa, Arthropoda, Insecta, Diptera, Drosophilidae.
AUGAAUGAAUCCAUAUCCGGUAGCAAGAUUAUCGGCUACGUGAUCGGGUUUAUGCAUAUAGAGUAUAUAUCGCCGAUAUAUUUGGUGAUUCAGCUGGACCGUCCGGCGCGCCAAGUCGCCGCUCAUAACGUCAUCGCCACUUGGGACAGCGGCGGCAGAAAGAGAAAGAGAGAGAGGUGGCCUGCAGCAGAGGCGUCACCACAGGAGCAGUGUGUACACACUCUUCUUGGAGCGGCGCCCGUGCGUCUGAAUAUGAAAACCAAAUCGGAAUCCGCUUCCUAUCUCCUCUGCUUCUUGAAUCCAGAUGGUAUAGCACUUGAGAGCCGGCAUGGAUAUUAACUAAUUGUUGGCCACGAAACCAUGGGGAGGAGGGAAUGCGCUCGACACGCCACUUAACACAUUUGCCUUCUUGAAAAAAGUACUUCCUUUUCGAAUUUUAUUUUAUGGUUGCAAUUUGAUGCCCGCAAGUAAACCAUAGUUUUUGUUUUUUUCUUUACAAUAUAAUAAUUUUUUUUAUUCCGUUUUAUUUUGAAUUAAAGAUUUCCUAUUUCCCUCCUAUUUUCUUGAAUUUGUAAAUAGGAUUCAAA